AUGCAGAGCCAGCAGCAACCGGCCCAGCUGCGUCGACGCCGCAGACCCGCCCUGGCCUGCCGGGAAUGUCGUCGUCGAAAGAUCAAGUGUGACCAUAAAAUUCCAUGCGCACAAUGUCAGCGUCAUGGAACCUCUUGUAUCUAUACAGCUUAUAGCUUCUCGUCACAUGGCUCCCCAGUUAGCUCUUCACCUAAUACCAAUGCGAGUCCACCACCACCACCAGCACCACCACUGACCCCCCAUCCGCCUCCAACAACAACGACAACAACAACAACUAACGCUCCCGGGAAGGCCCUUCAGCUUCCUGGUCAACAUUGUUUCAGAAUCGGAGCUUCUGCGUCUCUAUCAGCUGCAGCACCUGCAGUACCUUCAGCACCUGAUGCUCAUGCUAGGUCAGCCUCUUCCUCAACUGAUGGACCUACAUUGCAUGAGCUUGUGCACCGCGUGCAGAAGCUCGAAGAACUCGUCGUCACAGGAACCCGUCUCACCAAUAGUCCAACUCUUCAUGUCCCGUCAGACUCUGGUAUAGGGACCUCCCGCUCCCAUCCAUCUCCUGCAGGGACACAGGAAUGGCAGUCCGUCCUCAACAAAUCUAGGGAUUGGGGGCGAAGUCGUUGGAUGGGCGCCGCCGACGAGUUCAAGGCGAUCAUUGCGUGUUAUAGUGAGAUUAUGAGCAAGCCAGUAGAUAUCACGCAAAUAUCAUUUCCCAGUUCCGAAGCCUCAAUCUUGGUCUCCCAGGCGGGGGAUUUUUUGCGCAGAUGCAAAAAUCGGGCAAGGAGCAUUAAGAUUGGUCGCCCUUCUCGAGGCGUUCUGCCUGCAGGACUUGCGUCGGUAUCUCCUGCUCGCGAGACGGCAGAUGCCAUGGUCGAGCUAUAUCUCUCCACCUUUGAAUCAACGUACCGAAUACUCCAUAUUCCCACUUUCCGGGCAGAAUACCGCAGUUAUUGGGAUGAACCGGAAGGUAUUACACCAACUUUACGCCUGAAAGUUCUCCUGGUCAUUGGCAUAGGCUCAACUCUGUAUGACCAUGGAGACAGAGCCGCGGCCCUCCACAAUAUGGGCCGCGUACAAAAUUGGAUAUAUGCAGCUCAGGCCUGGCUUGCCGGGCCCCUCGAGAAAGAUAGAUUGGACAUUCCAGGGUUGCAAAUAUCUUGUUUGACAAUUCUUGCACGCCAACUGUUUUCCAUCGGAGGAGAUACGAUCUGGAUCUCGAUGGGAUCUAUGGUUCACACUGCCAUGCAGAUAGGACUACACCGUGACCCGAAACAUCUCCCGACGAAGUCAGUGCUAGAUUCCGAACUGCGACGUCGGUUGUGGUACACCAUUCUCGAGUUUGUUGUUCAGGCAUCCCUCGACUCGUGGAUGCCUCCACGAAUCUCGUUUGAUGAUUUCGAUACUGAGCAACCUUCCAAUUUCAAUGACGAUCAGCUGAGCGAGUCGGCGGCUCAACCCCUACCGCGAGAAAGAGUUACGGAGACCUCAAUUCAGCUAGCCUUAAUCCGGUCGCUGCCCAUCCGUCUUCGGAUUGUCAAUCUUCUGAGUGGUCUUCACUCCGAGAAAUCCUAUGAGCAAGUACUAGCACUCAGUUCGGAAUUGACAGACGCACUUCAAGGAUGUAAUCACCAGUCCUUAGCAGCUUUUCAUCGGAAUCUCCUAGACUAUCUCGCCCGUCGAUUCAUGAUCCCGUUGCAUUACUACUUCAGCAACCAGGCGCGCAGUAACCCGCUCUUCCACUACUCACUAAAGCUCAGUCUUGAUGCGGCACUCGCGCUUGUCUCUCCAGAGCCAGAUCCACUCUUCGCACGGCUGAUGGUGACGGGUGGAGGGCCUUUCCGAGAGGGGAUACGAUGUGCUACCUCGGCGAUUAGCCUCGAACUUCUCGCGCACGCGGAAACCCAGCGUCUAAAUAGUACGCUCUAUCGGACUCGCCAGUACCGGGAGUUUCUCAAGCAAGUGGUGCGGGAUCUGAUCGCUUUGUCCGAAGAUCGGAUUCGUCAAGGAGAAACAAAUGUCAAGAAUCACAUGUUCCUCUGCAUGACUCUUGCCCAGGUCGAAGCUGUUGAAAGAGGCAAGGCAGUAGAGAUAGAGGUGGCGCGGGCGGCCAGGGACAGUCUGGAGCUUUGCAACACUAUGCUACAAACUAGAGAGCAUGGCGACUCAGUAUCAUCACCAGAUUUUACCGCUGUUACGGCGAUGGAGUUCGACGGCACCCAGGGACUGGAGUUGGGGCCUGAUUUUGAUUGGGAGUCUUUUUUUCCAGACGUUGCCUCAAAUCAGUGGAUUGGAUGA
Aspergillus brunneoviolaceus CBS 621.78 is the source of this 2289-nucleotide messenger RNA. RefSeq lists its product as uncharacterized. Gene Ontology annotation, biological process: DNA-templated transcription; regulation of transcription by RNA polymerase II. The transcript has 2 exons. Gene Ontology annotation, cellular component: nucleus. NCBI's taxonomy places the organism in Eukaryota, Fungi, Ascomycota, Eurotiomycetes, Eurotiales, Aspergillaceae. The record is from RefSeq and is a predicted model, not a curated record. Bases 1 to 2289 code for a protein of 762 amino acids. Gene Ontology annotation, molecular function: RNA polymerase II cis-regulatory region sequence-specific DNA binding; zinc ion binding; DNA-binding transcription activator activity, RNA polymerase II-specific.